UGGAGUGUUUCAUCAUUAUUCUCACUUUUCCCACUUGAUAUACAUGUACAUGCUGAGGUCAAGUGUCGUAUUAGGUCUUGUUCACCUCAACAAGAUCACCGCUAGGAUAUCCAAUUUUUUACGAUGAGUGCAAAGUUCAUUGAUGAGCCAUUCCUGACCAAAACGAUGGAUAAAGCAGUCUUCCAGAAGCCGCCCCGCUGCGGGCUCGGCAAGUGUCACCCACCAUGUCUUCAGGUCUUCAAAAACAUCCAGAGUUUCACGUUCUUUCUGUGUAUCUUUGCCGUCAUGUCGGGAAUGUUUCCAAUGUAUCUCGUCUCCCAGAUCACCACAAUCGAGAAACACUUUGACAUGCCAAGUCAGCGCUCGGGCAUGAUCGUCAGCGCGGGAGAAAUCGGUUUUCUUAUAGCCGUUGUUUUCGUCGGUCAUUUCUUGAACACAUCACAUCGGCCGCGGGUAUUGGCUGGGUGUGCCUUUGCCAUCGGCGCCUCAUCCAUUCUAAUGACAUUACCGUUCUUCAUCUACGGGACCCCGCGCGAACACGAUAGCAGCCAAACGACUGAGGAAUUAAGCCGCAACAGCAGAAGCAGCAGCAGUCAACUUUGUCAGAGGAAUCAGUCCCAGCUCGACCUUUUCGCGAGAUGUGACAAUACGACCAGGACUGGAGUUGGCAAUGGGGAUGCGGCAUUUGGUAUAUUCCUGUCUGCUGCAGUCCUGGCCGGGUGUGGAGCUACUGGCCUGUGGUCUAUUGGUAUUGCAUUCUUAGACGAUAACGCCGGCAAAAAGGAGGCAGCUUUAUACAUCGGUUUCAUGUUUUGCCUUCGGUCAAUCGCCCCAGUAUUAGGUCUGAUGUUAGGUGCUGGGGUAUCGCACAUUGCAGUGGAUCUUCAAGACCACCAUCUGAGUCCGGAGCAUUCGUCUUGGAUCGGGGCAUGGUGGAUCGGAUUCCUGGCCAUCGGAGUCAUUACAAUCCUAGCGGGCCUCCCCCUACUCUUUUACCCAAGAGAACUACCUAUAAAGGAUAUGGACAGAAAUGCAUCGACAGCAGAGACUAAUCUUAUGAGAGAGCGGAGACGAAGUGUCGUGGAAAGAGCGGCGGAGAAGAGCAAGACUUUACUUAAAAGUUUCCCCGAAAGUGUAUGGAAGUUGUUAAGGAACAGAGUUUUCCUUGUCUUCAUAAUUGGGAGUAUGUUUGACGUGGGGGCUGGCGUAGGAUACAUGGCUUUUGGGCCCAAAUAUAUCGAGUCACAGUUCCAUGUGGACACUUUUACUGCAAACUCCAUCACAGCGGGAAUAGUCUUCUCCGGUGCCCUCGGAAUGGGUUUAAGCGGGCUGCUGACCUCACGAAUUAAGAUGAGCCUGAAUGACAUUUUCCUUCGAGCGGUCAUAGGUGUUGCAGUCUUCUAUACGUUGAUUCUGGGGUUGAUGUCGUUUGGGUGUCCAGAAGUUCACAUACCGGGAUAUACUGACCUGGAGGUUAAUUCGAGUGGUUCAGUCCUGACCAUCAACGAGACAUGCCAUCAAUGCUUUUGUCCCGAUGGGCAGUAUGAGCCAGUUUGUGGGUCGAAUGGCCUCACGUACUACUCACCGUGCCAGGCAGGCUGUGAUGCGGGAGGAAGUGACAUUGGUUAUUCUGGUUGUGACUGCGUCGGAGGUAAUUUAACGUCCACGUCGGGGGCCUGCCCGUCUGAGUGUGGUAUGCUCAUCCCUUACGCUGUGUGUUUGAUAGUCCUCAGCUUCUUCACCAACCUUACAGUCAUGCCGUUAGUGAUGGUAUCAAUAAGAUGCAUGGACGGAAAAGACAAAUCACUUGCACUGGCGUUAAUCAACAUAGCCAUCAGUAUCGGCAUCCUUCCCGUGCCAGUCCUCUACGGGUCGCUUUUGGACAGUCUCUGUCUGGUGACGGAAUCCCCCUCAAGCUGCAGCCAGGAUGAGUCUGGCUUAUGCCUCGUUUACGACAAUGACGCCAUCAGAUACAGCCUCCAUGGUCUGACUUUCGGAAUACGUUUUAUGUCUCCGCUUCUGUACAUGUUGUGUUGGUAUCUGUCUAGGAAUAUGGUGUUUGCUGGAGAUGAGACGGAUGAACAAAAGGAGCCAAUGCAAGAACUAAAAACACUCGUUAAAGAAAAAGAGAAGGGAGAAAUUAUUGAACCAGAAAAUUCAAAACCAGUCAUUGCCGUUUAAUCCUGUUUCGAAAUGUGGAAGGAGGUUCGAGCAACCAAUUUUUGAUGUGAAAAAGAACGUCCGUUCAUAACAUGUUCAGAACAGCUUGUGGCUGUGCAUGAAACGUCCGAGCGCAAAAUGCUUGACCCAGUUGUGGCUGUGAAAAGAGAUGUCCGAGCAAAAUGUUUUGAACCAGUUGUUGAUGAGAAAAGAACGUCUGAGCACAAAAUGUUUAGAACCAGUUGUAGAUCUACAAAGAGCGUGUGAGCUCAACGUGUUUAGAACCAGUUGUAGAUCUCAAAAGAGGGUGUGAGCUCAACAUGUUCAGAACCAUUUGUGCAUUUAGCUGAGAAAAAAGAAUGUUUGUGAGAACACCAAGUUUAGAACCAGAUGUAACUGCGGAAAGUACGUCUGAGCACAACAUACUUCGAUCCAGCUGUUGGCCUAGCUCUCGUUUUUUGAACCACUUGUUGCUGUGAAAAAUAACUUCCGAGCAAACCAUGAUUGAAAUUAGCUGUAGUAAUGGUAGUUUGGGACAUGAACGUCUGAAGACAAUAUGUUUCAAACCCACUGACAAUUCUAAAUAUGUUUGUGUUCAGAACUUUUUGUGCUCGGACGUUUCUUUCAUAGCCACAACGGGUUCUAACCAAACCGUUUUGUGCUCGCACAAUUCUUUCAUAGCCACAACUGGUUCCAAACAUGCUUGGACGUUAUUUCUGCAACCACAACUGGUUCCAGAUCACACUAUGAGGACAGCGAUCUAAACGUGCUGUAAUCCACCCAAGUCUUUGCUCGAGUACUAAAUUUUCGCCGAGGGCAGGGUAACAUCGUUUGAUUAAUCAUUUGCUGAUUCUAUCAAUUAUGUAUAUUUAUGAAAUAUAUGUUUGGCAUGCGGACAUGUAUAAAAUAAUCAAUAAAAUGUCAUUAUCA
Molecule: messenger RNA, 3090 nt
Organism: Lineus longissimus
Lineage: Eukaryota; Metazoa; Nemertea; Pilidiophora; Heteronemertea; Lineidae
Product: solute carrier organic anion transporter family member 4A1-like
Exons: 10
Coding region: 124-2181 (685 amino acids)
Biological process (GO): transmembrane transport; sodium-independent organic anion transport
Cellular component (GO): plasma membrane
Molecular function (GO): protein binding
Source: RefSeq, a predicted model, not a curated record